GUCGCUAUGGAAGCGGCGAGUUAGUGAAAUUCGUGUAGUGGAAGUUUACCGUGGUUUUAAAUUAGAUACUGUGUGCGUGUGUGUAUUUUUUGUUUUACACCCUAGUUGUACCUAUUAAAAAAAAUAAAAGAAUGCCGAAAAAGAAACCGUUUAGCGUCAAACAAAAGAAGAAACAGUUACAAGAUAAGCGAGAGAGGAAAAGAGGUCCGCCUGAUGAGGUGCGCGCCGGGUCCAACAGCCGCAGCGGCAGCAUGGAGAGGCGCCGCGAGGAGCACACAGACACCUCCGACAGCGAGUCUGUGUCCCUCCAGGUCAGGAGAGUAAACCAGCAGCCUGGCCCUCGCCGGCCAGGGGAGAGAGGCUACGACCCAAACAGGUACCGGAUACACUUUGAGCGAGAGAGCAAGGAGGAGAUUGAGCACAGGAAGAAGGCUUCGAGGGAGAAGGUGCUGGAGCCAGUCCGGGAUUUGGAGCUGGAGAUUGACAUUGAUGACAUCUAUAAACCAGGCUCUGUGCUGGACUUCCCGAAGAGACCCCCUUGGGAUUACACGAUGUCGAAGGAGAAGCUGCUGCAGAUUGAGGAUAAGUCUUUCAGAGAAUACCUGGAGCGGGUCUACAGCCAGUAUAAGCCCACACAGCUUAGCUACUUCGAACACAACCUGGAGACUUGGAGACAGCUGUGGAGAGUGCUGGAGAUGUCAGAUGUUUUACUUCUCAUUACAGACAUCAGACACCCGGUCCUCCACUUUUCCCCUGCACUCUAUGACUAUGUUACCGUGGAGAUGAAGAAGAGCCUCAUUCUGGUGCUGAACAAGAUCGACCUGGCCCCGCCUGCUCUGGUGGUUGCCUGGCGACAGUAUUUCCAGCAGCGGUUUCCAGAGGUCUUCAUAGUCUGCUUCACCUCCUUUCCACAGAACAGAGGAGAGGGGAGGGACCCAGAGGAUGUGUUCAAGAAGCGCCGAAGGAGGAGAAGAGGGGGCUGGGCAGGAGCAAUGGGACCGAAGCAGCUACUCCAGGCAUGUGAGGCUGUCACUGCUGGCAAAGUGGACCUGAGCAGCUGGCGGGAGAAGAUGGAGCGGGAUGCAAUGGCAGCCAGGAGUGGGGGACUGGGUUCAGAGGGGGAGGAGGAUGAGGAGACGGUGCUAGUGGAACACCACAGUGACGUUGCCAUGGAGAUGGGAAUCCCCUCUCGGGAGCUUUUCAAAGAUGGGGUCCUUACUCUGGGCUGUGUGGGGUUCCCGAACGUUGGAAAGUCCUCUCUGAUCAAUGGGCUGGUGGGCCGGAAGGUGGUGAGCGUGUCCCGGACCCCCGGUCACACCAAGUACUUUCAGACCUAUUUCCUGACCCCGACAGUCAAGCUGUGCGACUGCCCAGGACUCAUCUUCCCCUCCCUUGUCCACAGACAGCAACAGAUCUUGGCUGGGAUUUACCCCAUCGCUCAGAUCCAGGAGCCCUACACAUCAGUGGGGUACCUGGCAGAGAGGAUUCCCGUCCAGGAACUGCUGAAGCUAAAGCACCCGGCCGCUGAGGAGAGCCGAUUGAAGGAGCGGGAGGCGCCUCUGUGGACUGCCUGGGACAUCUGUGAAGCCUGGGCGGAAAAGAGAGGCUACAAGACAGCGAAGGCGGCUCGCAAUGACGUGUACCGGGCUGCUAACAGCUUGUUGAGGCUGGCUGCGGACGGAAGGCUGUGUCUGUGCAUGAGACCACCGGGGUACGCGCUGCAGAAAGUGCACUGGGAGCAGCACCCUGAGACCGCAGAGAUCACCGCCCUGCAGGCAGCUCAGAGGCAUGACAGCCAGGCAACCUCGGAUGAGGAAGAGAUGUCCAGCUCGGAGCAGGAGGAGGACGAGAAAGACAGAGAUGCAGAUGAAGAGGAGGAGGAGGAGGAGGAAGAGGAAGAGGAGGGGCCAAGGGAGGAAGGAACUUCUUCAAAGAAGGCGCCAAAGAACAAAAUUCUUAGCUCCAAUAUGUUCUCGCUGCUGGGAGAUGAUGACGAGUGUGCUUAAUUCCACCCCCCACCCCCCCAGCUACAAUGUUGUAAUGGCUUCUGGUUGGUGAUGUGCGCUAGCAUGCAGUGCAGUGUGUUUUUACCCAUCUCUUGACAACUGUCCGCCCAGGCUCAUGAAUAAUAAAGUAGCGCCACAUUUUGGGGUUACAUUUGACUAGUUUGGCUGAGAAAGAGGGGGACCAAUGAGGGGUGUAGUUUCUCUAAUGCAGCAUUGCUUGCUUGUCUGCAAAGCUUCAGUAAAAUUGAAAACGUUUGGAUAUUAAAAUGCCUAAGUAAAAAGCUGGUGAUUUCUUCCUGGUAAGCUAGAUGCUGAAAUAGUAAGCCAUUGAAUAGAAAAGGAGGUAGAAAAGGUCAUUCUUAGGCUGUGUGACCUGUCAGUAGACUGCUACAAUGCGCUGGUUUAAAAUGACAGCUGUGCUGUUUUAUUAUAAGGUUGCUUUAGAAACUAGUCCGAUGGGCAUGUUUUGAUCACAAGCGGAGAUAAUAACUGAGAGUAAGUGUCAAAACCAGUGGCUUACUGUCCCUUAUUGAAAGUAGAAAAAGUCAUAAAAAAAAAAAGAACACCAUGUGUUUUAGCAAAGCCUGUGAAUAUAACCUGUUAUACGUUAUCCUGGUUCUCUGUGCCUUAUUAUCUACCUAUGAAUUCUCUUGGCUAAUCUGCAAUGGUGGAGGUGUUAUUGAGUGAGAGAGCAAUACAAUUCUGCAUGUAGGGUUGCCCCAUGAUGUUCACCACAUUCAGGCUCACUCUACUGCUGAUUUUGCAAACAGUUUGAACUAACUAGCCUCUGUACUGUAUAACAGAAAAGGCAGUUCCAGAUUAGUCUCGCCCAACAUGCUAAACAGGACAGAAGUCUUGUACACCCGUCAUCUGUGUUCUAAACAGUGUCAGUAACUGGGUCUAGAACAGUGGUCUAGACACUUCUGGAAUAUGGAUUUAGAAAUAAUCAUGGGGCCCUCUAAUAAAAGGUAGUUUAUUGCCCCCUUGCUUAAAAAUAAAUUAUUCCUGGGACAAUCCUAAUUAAACUUGAUUAAGGUGGUCUCUCCUUACUUCAGCAGUCUUGUAACAAGCUUUCCUCCGGUCUACAGCAUUGUCAGUUUGCAUAUUGUCUCUUCUACCUGAUUAAUAAAUAGGUAGGUGAAAAUUGAAAUCGUGCUGAUGUGAUGUAGGGGUUCCUUGUGUUUGUUUUUUUUUUUUUUUAGAGCUUUACGUUAUUACCAUGAACCUGGGAUGACUGAAAGUUUGGAAAGAGACGUCCUUCAAUCGGAUAACUUCUAGUCCUGUUGUGUUCAGCCUCUGCUUGCUUCUCUUGAAGAACCCCAAAAGAAUAUAAUAUUCCGAACAGCACUGCCACCCGUUGACCGCGGAUUGUAAUUACUUUUUGGAACAAACAAAAUCCAUCAGCUGUUGCCCUUUGUGCAUGGCACCUGUACUUGGAACUAAAGCCUUUCUAGGGAGAGAAGAAAGUCUUACUCCUGCUUCUGCCCUGUUUUAAGAUUCUCAGAAGGGAACCAUUCCUGUUUGCCCUCGGUUUUGACCAGAUCAGCGUAAAGGGUACUAAUCUGAAAUUUGGUAAAAAAAAAAAAAAAAAAAAAACUACCAUAUUUGAUAGCACAUUUAUGCCAUGUGAUGUAAAUGUGAAUAACACAAAGCAAGCUGCAUUGGCUGUGUUUAUACAAGUAAUCUCUUCUGCACUUUUCAAUGAUUUAUCAUUUGGCUCGUUUUACCAGUACAUUUAUACCUUCGCCCUCUUAAAAUCUGGUCAUGACUUUAGGCUGGAAAGCAUCCUAAAAUGCUGCAGCCGAGGAGAGUCAAGCGUGUUUAUGUUGGAAGAGAUCAAUGGAGACUUAAUGAGUCUAGUCACUGUGUUCUUGAGAUGCUGUCUUAAAUAUACAGCAAUAGCCAAAUGUUUUGCAUCAGCAAGAAUUAUAGGAUUGAGACAUCAUUAAAAAAAGAUAAAAAAUAAAACUAGCUU
Polyodon spathula (Mississippi paddlefish) is the source of this 3981-nucleotide messenger RNA. RefSeq names its product guanine nucleotide binding protein-like 1 (gene gnl1). The coding region runs from base 132 to 2006 and encodes 624 amino acids. Gene Ontology annotation, molecular function: GTPase activity; GTP binding. The transcript is spliced from 12 exons. NCBI's taxonomy places the organism in Eukaryota, Metazoa, Chordata, Actinopteri, Acipenseriformes, Polyodontidae. The record is from RefSeq and is a predicted model, not a curated record.